AGAGAGCCAAACACCUGAAACAUCAACACACACCUGGCGCCUGGACGCAGGAUUUGGGCGAUACGCAUGGACAAAGGCACAAUGAAGCGCAAGCAGCGUAGAUACAGAACCACCUUCAACACGCUACAGCUGCAGGAGCUGGAGCGCGCCUUUCAGCGCACCCAUUAUCCGGAUGUGUUCUUUCGCGAGGAGCUGGCCGUGCGCAUUGAGCUGACGGAGGCGCGCGUUCAGGUCUGGUUCCAGAAUCGACGCGCCAAAUGGCGCAAACAGGAGAAACUGGGCCCCGCUGGCGACUACAAGGACGACGCUCCGCUCGAGCUGGAUGUGGCGUUCGAUGAUAGCGCCGUGUUGGGGCAGCUGGACAGCGCCUUGGCUGGCGGCGGCACCUUGCUGCCGGAUACGCCGCCGCAGUCUUCCAAUUCGCUGGACAACGAGCUGAAGGCGCCUUAUGGCACGGGCGGGCUCUCGCCCUCCCGGCUGUCGCCGAAUAUUUUUCUCAAUCUGAACAUUGAUCACCUGGGACUGGAGCGCGGCGGCAGCGGUCUGUCCAUGGAGUGGUCCACCUACCCGCCGUCCACACAGCCACAGCAGCAGCAGCAACAGUUGCAGGAGUCGCAGCAGCAACAGUUGCCGGAGUCGCAGCAGCAACAUGUCUGCACGCUGCAGCAUCAGGCGCUGGCGAGCGCCUUUGGCGCCUCACUCGACCUGGACAUGAACGAUGGCUGCUCGGCCUACGAUGAGAUGAAGUUUCUCAGCGUCGAUCAGUUUACGAUCGAUAGCUUCAAGGCGGACUGCAUACUCAGCAUGGAGCAUGACGCUUCCGCCGCCUCCGCCUCCGCCGCCGCCUGCCACUCUGCUGCCUUUGAGGCUCAGUCUCUGGCCACGGACAAUGCUGCACUGCAUUCACUUUGCCUGGACAGCAUGAGUCUCGCGCCCAACUUUGGCGGCCUCUCGCUGCUCUCCGGCCAACUGACGGACGAUGUCACGUCCGCAGAGGCGUCACCCAAGUCGCCGCCAUCGCUGCUGGUGCUGGACAAGACGCUGCCCUCGCUGAGCAUCGGUGUGGAUGGCAUCAGUGAGCUGGUCGAGCAGCUGCAUCAUCAUCAACAUCAGCUCAAUCCUCAUCAUCAUCUCAAUCAUCAUCAUCAUCAUCAUCCACACGAUGUCGGGGUCGGCGGCAGCGAUGCAGUCUAACCGGAACAUUUUUAUUUACCUAGACAAAUUCUAAGCAUAGUUUAAUGUUGUACGACUCUAGCUAUAAUCCGGGCCGAAUACUCUUUAUCACAUGGAUGGGAUUUGACUUAAGCUCACCUGAAUAAAUGGCCAAAAAGUUGUUAA
Messenger RNA from Drosophila montana, 1338 nucleotides. It is a transcript of the gene Pph13, whose product is annotated as PvuII-PstI homology 13. Lineage: Eukaryota; Metazoa; Arthropoda; Insecta; Diptera; Drosophilidae. Gene Ontology annotation, biological process: regulation of transcription by RNA polymerase II. Bases 67 to 1194 code for a protein of 375 amino acids. Gene Ontology annotation, molecular function: RNA polymerase II transcription regulatory region sequence-specific DNA binding; DNA-binding transcription factor activity, RNA polymerase II-specific. The transcript has 3 exons. The record is from RefSeq and is a predicted model, not a curated record.